Naumovozyma castellii is the source of this 1731-nucleotide messenger RNA. It is a transcript of the gene TAX4, whose product is annotated as Tax4p. The record is from RefSeq and is a predicted model, not a curated record. NCBI's taxonomy places the organism in Eukaryota, Fungi, Ascomycota, Saccharomycetes, Saccharomycetales, Saccharomycetaceae. The transcript has a single exon. The coding region runs from base 1 to 1731 and encodes 576 amino acids.
AUGUUUCAAUAUGUCCACGAGAAAAAGCUUCCUUGGCUGGGCUCAGCAUCGGAGUUCUUCCCCACUGUCAUAAAGGUGUAUUGGGCAGGUCCAAGGGGCACUCUUUCUCCAUUACACUGCCGAUACACCUCAAAGAUGCGAUUUACGAGGAAGAAAGCGUCACAUAGCUCCAUCAUUCAGGAAUUGUCCGAAAGAGAGAAGGAAGAUUCCCUAAAUGCAGCCCAAUUCACAUUUAGGCAACAUUCCAAUGAGCAGCACUCCAGCUCCCCGGUUUCUCUCCAAGGUGACGAGGCGAUAAGACAGCCGGAACCUAGACAUCUUAUACCAUUAACACGAUUCCGUUCUGUAGGCCGAUCCUCCCCUGAUCGUCAACAUCCAAUUCAUCUAUCAGCUUCACCGUUGGUUUCUAAGGCGAAGGGAGGGCCGUUACCAUCUGUCAAGAGAAGAAGUAAGUCAGUUGAUUCUGAGGGUAUUGCUGUCAUUGCCGCUAAUUUAGCUAAUAAUUACAUUAGUAAACCAAACAAGGCAUGGGAUUUACCCCGGUCUGACAUGUCAAAACGUUACGAAUCCCCAGUGACAAUUAAUCUAGGAACGGCGCAAGAAAGGGAAUCACUUAGUAGGGACAGUGAUGAACCUUCUCAAACAGCAGCACAUCCGGGGAUGAAAAACAAGGCCCACUCACAGGGAAACCUUUUGGAUCGUGAUCCUGCUAGACCAAUUUCUCCUGAGGACAAUUUAGUUUCAGCACUUUCAUUAUCGUCAGAGGAGGACAACAGCUUAAUAGCUUCUGAAAGUGAUUCGAUUGAAAUAAGUGAGACGCCUGAAAGUUAUCUCGACUCAAACUAUAAGGCAGUCACCAAAAUGAACGGUAAUAAUAUCACAUACAAAGGUACCCUACCGAAUCUAAUACCUAAUUACGACCAAAAGCAAAGGAGAAAGAAAAAGAUUUCAAGACUUCUGAAGCAUGCGAGACCAUUCAAGGCGUUUUCACAUCAAUAUGUGCCCAAUGUCAUUGAACCUAAUGUCACUGUAGUGUCGAAUAAUAGUGGAAAUACUGUAGUAGAAACUGAUCAAAAUGUUCAACUCAAAACGUCACUGAGAUUACCCCUUUAUGCCAAUUCCGAUGAUACUAGUGAAACAGAUGAUGAAAAUGAUUAUGUUGAUGAUCACUCUAGUGCUGAUGAUAAGCCAAAAUUAGGACGUAGAGAUAAACUCAAAAGACGAAUUAAACGUACGACCAAAGUGGUAGUUCCACAUCCCCACUUACCUCUUCAUCAUCAUCUAAACACGGUAAAGACAAGUAGGAAGCAGUUUAAUAAAGAUAAACCAUGGAAGUCGCAUGUUGAUCUGGGAUUUGUCACUGAAAUGGAGAGAAAAAGGUAUGAAUCAAUGUGGAUCUCUAAUAGAUUUCAGUAUCUAAAUUUAUUGCCAUGGUGGCCUGAUAAUGAUUCUGAAAAUCAAGUUAAAACUAAUCAUCCUCUUCCACCGGAUGGACUGAUCUUAGGGUUAGUCGUUAAAGAUAUUUGGUUAAGGUCGAAUCUACCUAUGAAUAUAUUAGCCACAAUUUAUCAGAUGAUUGAUUUUAGAAUGGAUGGCACUUUGGAUAGAAAAUCAUUUAUUGUAGGAAUGUGGCUUAUAGAUCAAUGUUUAUAUGGCAAAAAAUUACCGGACAGAAUUGAACCGAAAAUAUGGAAUAGUGUUGAUACCUAUAUAAUUGAACCCAGAAGAUAA